AUGGCGGUCGGCGAAGAGUUUUGGCGCCAACUUGAGAGUCUCAGACAGCUUUCUUUACGGGAUUUUGAGGUUUAUGGACACGCUGAGGCGACGCAAGACAGUGCUGAAGAUGUAGACAGAGCAGCAAUGGAAGGGUGCGAGCGUGUGGUGGAGUCUGUGGUGGCGAGUCUGUCCUCAGGAGAGUGCCCCGUGCUCCGUGUGCCUCGCUCCCACAGGAGCGACGGCGCGGGCGGCGUCGGAGAGAGCCUCGUUACCGUGGGGGCGCCUCGAUCCACCCGCCGCUUCUCCGUGCUGCUCUUCACCCUCGCCCAGGCGUUCCGCCACGUCGCGUCAGGGACCUUCAGCACCAGGAGAGACGUAUUCUACGAAAACGUGUGGCUCUAUGGCUCUCAGAGUGCCCUAGACCGCGCCGCUGAGGACCUGAGCCGCCUGCUAGGAGUGCCUCGCCGGGGCCUCCACCUCACCAUCACAGGGAAGGGUCUGGUCGCGGGGUGCCUCGCCUACACCACGCACGAUGGCACCACUAUCGACGUCAGCCAAGCCCAGCAAGGAGUGCUGGUGCCGGAAUGCGUGCAGGGCCUGAGCGGCGUGGUGUCCGAGGCGCGCUACAUCCUGGUGGUGGAGAAGGACGCCACCUUCCAGAAGCUGGUGGAGGCACAGCUCCAUCGCUCCUUCGGACCCGCCGUUCUCAUCACGGGCAAGGGCUAUCCCGAUGUGCUGACCAGACAGCUGGUGUUCCGGCUGUGGAGCGAGCUGCGUGUGCCAGUCCUCGCCCUCACGGACGCCGACCCCUAUGGGCUCCACAUCGCUGCCAUCUACAAGUUCGGUUCCCUGGCCCGCGAGGAGCCCGGCCUCUCCGUGCGGAGUCUGGCGUGGUUGGGCGUGCUGCCGUCUGACCUGCCGGCGCUUCAGCUGCCCGCCCACGCCCUCUUGCCCCUCACGCCCACGGACCACGGGAAGCUGGCUACGCUCGCUGCCCACCCGCUUGUCUCGAAGUGCCCGACGUGGCUGCACCAGAUUCACGAGCAGCAGAAAUCAGGCUACAAAGCGGAGAUCCAGAGCCUGACUCACAUAGCGCACGACUACCUCACGUCCUCCUACAUCCCGACCAAGAUCAGACAAGGAGGCUGGAUCACAUAG
Molecule: messenger RNA, 1140 nt
Organism: Penaeus indicus
Lineage: Eukaryota; Metazoa; Arthropoda; Malacostraca; Decapoda; Penaeidae
Gene: mei-W68
Product: meiotic recombination protein SPO11-like
Exons: 8
Coding region: 1-1140 (379 amino acids)
Biological process (GO): reciprocal meiotic recombination; meiotic DNA double-strand break processing; meiotic DNA double-strand break formation
Cellular component (GO): nuclear chromosome
Molecular function (GO): DNA topoisomerase type II (double strand cut, ATP-hydrolyzing) activity; DNA binding; ATP binding
Source: RefSeq, a predicted model, not a curated record